UUAGUCGACAGCUCUUCUCCCUCGGCUUUUCAGCCAAUCGCAGGCCACCGUUGAUAACGGAGCUGCCGUUUGUCACAGGCUGUUGUGAAUCGGAGGCCAGCGGCCCCACAAUGCCAGGCGGGGGAGCCCCUCUCUCAGCAUCACCGCCUCGCCUCACUGAGAAGGACAGAGAGGAGAGCAAUGCGAAGGGAUGUAAGAUGGCAGAGCUACAAAUGCUAUUAGAGGAGGAAAUCCCAGCCAGUAAAAGAGCCCUCGUAGAAAGCUACCAGAACCUGUCCAAGGUUGCGGAAUACUGUGAAAACAAUUAUGUUCAGGCUCAAGACAAGAAGAAGGCCCUGGAGGAGACCAAGGCCUACACCACCCAGUCUCUGGCCAGCGUGGCCUACCAGAUCAACGCCUUAGCGAACAAUGUGCUGCAGCUGCUGGACAUCCAGGCCUCGCAGCUGCGACGCAUGGAGUCCUCCAUCAACCACAUCUCCCAGACGGUGGAUAUCCACAAGGAGAAGGUGGCGCGUCGAGAGAUCGGCAUCCUGACCACAAAUAAGAACACCGCACGCACCCACAAGAUCAUCGCCCCCGGCAACAUGGAGCGGCCGGUGCGCUACAUCCGUAAGCCCAUCGACUACACACUGCUGGACGACGUGGGACACGGCGUCAAAUGGCUUAAGGCCAAGCAACAUGGGAACAAUGCGGCAGGAAGGGGAGGGACACUUUCCAGGACCACCCCACCCUCACAGAAACCUCCAAGCCCCCCCAUGGCUGGUCAUGGUACCUUGGGGCGUAACACUCCCUACAAGACCCUGGAGCCAGUGAAGCCUCCAGUGGUGCCCAAUGACUACAUGACGAGCCCCGCCCGACUGGGCAACCAGCACAGCCCCGCACGCACAGCCUCGCUCAACCAGAGGCCCAGGACACACAGUGGCAGCAGUGGUGGAAGUGGCAGCAGGGAGAACAGUGGCGGCAGUGCAGUUGGGAUUCCACUCGCAGUUCCCACGCCCUCCCCUCCCAGUAUGGGGCAAGUGGUGACGUCCUCUGCCUCGGUGCCCCAAGGCCCCGGCUUGGGUCCAAUACCCAUGUCCCAGUUCGGCACCAUCUCCCGCCAGAUCUCCCGUCACAACUCUUCCACCACCUCCUCGGCCUCCAUGGUGUCGGCCACCGGCACCUACCGCCGCGCACCUUCCGUCUCAUCCCAGCAGCCCCACAUCAACGGUGUUCCGGCCUACCCACAGAACACGGUGUCUGUGGCUCCUCCGCCUCCUCCGCCAAUGGUCCAGCUGACCCCACAGAUCCCUCUGACCGGCUUUGUUGCCAGAAUGCAGGAGAGCAUCACGGACAGCCCUGCCCCGCCUCCUCCGCCUCCCCCAGAGGACAUGGGUGUGUUUGAGGAGCCCUCUCCCCCUCCUCCCCCCCCACCUGUGGACUAUGAGGAAGAGGACGCCGCGGUGGUUCAUUACAGCGAUCCCUACGCUGACGGAGACCCCCACUGGGCCCCCAAGGUUUAUUUAGAGAAAGUUGUGGCCAUCUAUGACUACAGCCGGGACAAGGAGGAUGAGCUGUCCUUCUUGGAAGGAGCCAUCAUCUACAUAAUCAAGAAAAACGAUGACGGCUGGUUUGAAGGCGUCGCCAACGGCGUCACCGGACUCUUCCCAGGAAACUACGUCGAGUCGAUCAUGCACUAUGCUGACUAGAAACAAAACAAAAACACACCCAAAAUGCCGAUGCAGUUUUGAGGUAAACCCGUGAGGAUGUACAGCUCUCGUUUUGAAUGAAGUGCCAUGGUGGAUUUUUAAAUGCUUUUUUUGUGUGGGGCGGGGGGGGGGGGGGGGGGGCUAGUGUUUGCACGGUUUUGUUAUGCUCCCAAAAACUAAAAACGUGUCGCACAAAGAAGGAGGGCGCUGGAGCUUUGGACUGGGGUCUGUUAGUUUACACUGUGGACGAAAGGGGAGGAGCUAAAGGCCUUUGUGCUACUGCUGGGACACUCUGCUGGUCAGUAGCACUUUUUAAACUUUAAACUGUGGAAUUACAGAGUAAUUUCAAGCAAUGCCAAGUAGAUUUAGAUUUAGUGAUUCAGUGUUUAUAAAACCAGUAUUUCCAGCUCGCAGGAGAUCCAGUGAAGUUAUCACGAGGAUUUCAUCAAUAGAUGAGGCAGUGGAGCAGUUUUUAAAUAAAGUGGUGCGCAGAAGCUCCUCCCUCUUUAUUUGCACUCUAGACCAGCAGACCAACCGUUCCCUCCUUUCAACAACAUCCAUCAUACCUUACAAAAAAAACAACCCGAAAAGGACAAACCGACAUCAACAAAGUGCAUAAGGACACGACUGAAUGUUUGAUGCCGUCGAUGUCCAAAUCACAAGAUGUUAAAGAGGGAACAAAAGCAACCUCGAGUUGUGUAUUUACUCGGCUCUGCGUACGUCGGGCUGCCGUCAAAAAAGGUGAACCGAGUGUCAAGAAUGCAUUACGAAAAAAAGACAACCGACUCUUCCUUCUGUUCUCUUGUAUAUAAACUGUAACGUGAGAAGCUGCAAGUACAGUACAUUUGUCAGAUAGUGUGUUUCACCUGUGAGUUUCCACCAGCGUCAGUGGAGGUGAUGCCAAGAUCGGAUGUUGUUUUCAAUUUAAUGGUUUAUUUUUACUUGAAUAUUCUUUAUAUUCAUCACUCACAGUGCCAUUUUUAACUUUAUCGGAGCAGAGUGGCCGUGUAUAAACAUUUCUUUUUCACCACUAUAUCAUUUCGAUCGCUGUCACUGAAUCCGGUGACGCUGUCCAGCUACUGUAGCAGAGAUUGCUUCAAAAUGAGAAGCGGUGGAAGGACUAACCGCUGUGUUUUCAUGUUGUUUUCCAUUGUGUUGGAAUAGCUGCACUGAUUAGUUAUCAACUGUGAUGACGUGAUGAGUUCCUUCAUCGCUUUGGUUUUUACUCAAGAGUUGCUAUCCACAAGAAUCAACUGGCCUUGACUCUUCCAUUCUUUCAGUGGUGUGGUGCUUCACAUUGGUGCUCAAUAACCAUCAUCACCGACCCAAACGACCUCAAACCAAGACUGCUCUAAAGGCUGUAGAAGCGUAACGGGGGAUUUAAGUCACAUUGCUUUGUUCCGGAGGAUGACCAUUCAUCAGAUUUGAUUGUAAUCGUCUUCAAUCACAGCUGCAUUGCAGUCAAUGUAGGAACCCAGCAGCAAUGAGCUCCAGCUAGAGACGGCCUGCUACUUAGUCUGUUGUUGUCGAUUUGCACACGGAUACAGACACGAGUCUGUGCUGCACAUGAAUGACACCCGCUAACUGCAGCGAUGGAAGGAUGUGCAAUCCCGAGGUUUUACAAAUAGUGCCGAUAUGGAGACUUCUGUUCUCAUUUCUACGACUUUUUUUGCAAAAAAAAAGGUGAUCAUUGUUUCAAAUGUGUGAACAGUUGGUUCUGUCAAAUGUCAUUGAAGCUAAUGUUUAUCUCGGAAUCAAUGUUUUUCAACAAUCCACACAAACGGAAUCAUAUCUACACUUUGGGAUUAACGGGCAUUGAACACACACUUUUAUUUUGAAAUGCAUACAGACUUCCUUAUGUUGUGAGGAGAUUAUUAAGAGGUAACUUGUUCAGGUUUCCACGACGACAACGACUCAAAUCAACAGUAUUCAUUCAGCUCUAAGCUUCAUUGCAGGAAAUGAUUCGCCAUUACAUCUCAUUCUUGAUUGUAUUUCUUCCAUCAUGAGGUCAUUUUUUGUGAGAAAACAACUUUUUCUACCUAAUGUAUUUCUAGCUUUGCAUUCAACUUGUUUUUGUGUCUGAUCCUGCUGAGGAACGUCCGCUAGCAGAUUGUAUGUAAAGGAUUAAUUUAUACUUUUUUCAUAGAGAAAUCAUGAGACAACCACUGAUGACUUUGUAAUGUUUACCACUUAACGUCUCGCAUUUCAGGGCAUCACAGGUCAAGGCGCCUUUCUUUGAUGUGUUUUCUUAUUGAUGAAAUGUGAGUGGGUAAAAAAAUCAGUAACUUAAAUGUUCAUGGGAACAGAAACCAAUAUUUGUCUUCUCCUCUCAGUUUGUAAAUAUUAUGUGUCCAUUGAAAUUUAUGUACAGUCUUUUUUAAAUAAACAGCCCAUUGAAACAAUGAA
This is a messenger RNA of Pseudoliparis swirei, 4094 nucleotides long. Its product is annotated as abl interactor 1-like. NCBI's taxonomy places the organism in Eukaryota, Metazoa, Chordata, Actinopteri, Perciformes, Liparidae. The record is from RefSeq and is a predicted model, not a curated record. Bases 111 to 1688 code for a protein of 525 amino acids. The transcript is spliced from 11 exons. Gene Ontology annotation, cellular component: lamellipodium; intracellular anatomical structure. Gene Ontology annotation, molecular function: SH3 domain binding.